GUUGCUCCUCAGCGCGGCUGUAAACACUCGUCUUCCCCCUCAGAGGAUAAACAGCCUCACUAACAUGUCGUCAGGAGCGUGACGAUGCACAGCAGCGGAUACAAAACGUUUUCCUACAAAUAUUCAGCAUUUCUGGUGGAUUUUGAGUCGCCUGAAGGAUAAUAUAAAGGCAGAAGCUUCCGCAGAGGAAAAAAAAAAAAAAGAGCACCAAGAUGGGAAAUAUGAUACUGAUGGCGCUUCUGCUGGCUCACCUGCCAACAGAGCUGCUGUCCAUCCAGGUGAUUGUUCCAGAGCCAGAGAGGAGCACGACACUGUUCGCCUCCGUGAUCCUUCGCUGUGAUUACUCGACUUCAGCGAACCCUCAGGACGUCCUGGUCACCUGGAGGUUCAAGUCCUUCUGUAAAGACCCGGUGCUGGAGUACUACUCUACAGCCUAUCAGGCCGCUCUGCAGUUGGGUCAGGACCCCUCCAAUGACUGCCCCGACCGCCAGCGAACAGUCCGCACAGUCAUCCAGAAGAGGGGCCUCAAUGAGCCCAUUCUAGGGGCAGACUACAGAAACCGCAAAAUUACAAUCCAAAACAAGGCUGACCUGGUCAUCAAUGAGGUGAUGUGGUGGGAUAACGGAGUGUAUUUCUGCAACAUCGAUGGUUCCGGAGACACGGCGGGCGACUCGGAUCGUGAAGUCAAACUCAUCGUGUACCACUGGCUGACCGUCCUGCUGAUCAUCCUCGGCGCUCUCAUGCUCAUCAUGCUCUUCUGCAUAUGUUGCUGUCAGUGCUGCCCGCAGAAGUGCUGCUGCUACGUCCGCUGCCCCUGUUGUCCACAGACGUGCUGCUGCCCGGAGAAAGCUGUGAUGCAGCACAGGAUGAUAAAAGAGGCUCAGAAAGCGAUGGUUCCUUGGAUGAACGGUCAACCCAUUUACGCUCCCAUUAGCUCCAACGCCUCCUCCCAGGGUGUUCCCAUACUGUACUCAGGCUCGUACUCAGACUACCCCACCAAACAAAACUUUGCCAUGGCGCCCAUGCAGCUGUCACCCAUGCCCCUGCAGCAUCAGGUUCCUCCCCCACACCAUAUGAACAGCAGCAUGCGAGGCAACUCUCCUGGCACUGGUCAGGUGUUGGACUACCUGGAGAACCAGGUCAGGGGGCUGGAUAUGGGACCACCUCAGAUGGCUCCACACGGUCACCAAAAUAUGCUCCCACUGCAGCCUCAGCACCAGCCUCAGCCGGCUCCUCAGGUUCCCUACACACCGGGGCCCCCGAGCAUGUUGUCAGCCCUGGAUGAGAUGGGCGUGAGAGGGGUGGAGAGAAGGGUGAUCACCCUGCCUCCUAUCAUCCAGCGUGGUCCCAGCUUUACCUCACGCAGGGAGUAUGGGGGUGGAGACGGAGCCCGAGGUGGGGCCAGGAUAUCCAGCCAGUCCAGCGGGAGUACAAACCGCUCAGGAGGAGGUCUUCCCCGCAACACUCGUGGCUACAGAGACGUCUCUCCUCCGAGACGGGGGAUCCUGCGGGAAUACAGCGAUGAAUCCGAUUGGGAGAACAGGCGAGGGAGAGCGCCACACAGAAGUUCAAGGAAUGAGGGAGGAGGCUCGGCACGGAGCAGAGGAGGCAGUGGUGCCAGGCCGCGUACUCGCAGUCGUGAUGACCUGAUGGAGGAGCUGCACAGCAGAGCAUCUCGCAGGGAGAGGAGCUAUUCACCUCCUCAGCAUCGCAAAGGAUCCUGGAGCUCAGACGAGGAGGAGGACAGCAGGAGGAGGAAAGGAGGUAAAGCGAAGGAUUGGCCAGAGAAGCCGCCCAGCUACUUCUCCAUCGACAUCCAGUCUGGACGGAGUAACGGCCGGAGGAACUACGACCACCUCUCUGAUAGAAGUUCCCGUAGCACCACCAGCGUAGUCAUCUGAAGCAUUUCUAUCUUUUUUUAAUUUUUUUUUUUUUUUUUAAACCUUUUCCUGAAUAUUUCCAGAACGGUGAAAAUGAAGACAAACAGUAGGUUCUUUCAUCUGUUCAAUCAGUGUGCGAGGACAUAGUUGUUGUUAUUGUGAAAUCUGAUAGUGAGUCCUGAAAAUGUACUGUAUAGUUGUAUACUUUUACUGUGUGUGAACUCUAUGUAAUUGCAAAGAAAAAUAUGCAUGAAGGAAGCUUGAGGCUAUAAAUUGUAGAUAAUAUGCAGUUAUAUUAAGCCCGUUUGCGAUUAUUAACUGUAUUAAAUGUUGUAUUUUCUGUCAGGUGACAGAUAAAAGUAAAUGUUCAACAGUUUCAACAAGGAUCUCCUGUUCAUCUAAAAUAGUCUUAUUAAGCCACAUAUCUGACCUCCGUCAUGCCAAAAGGAACAAGCUGCGUUUUUUUUUGUUUUUUGGGUUGGUUUUUUUAGGCUGUGAUUUCUGGUAAUUAAUGUAUUGCUUUGUUAUGGAAAAGUGCAGAUCCUCUCCCAGUCUCCAUGUGGUUUUAAUACAUUUUUUUAAUCAUUUUUUUCUUGUACAUGGCAUCAAAAAAUGUUUACUCUAAAAAGAUGGCGCAUCUCUUAUAAUAACAAAAUAACAGAAAGAUGCUAAUCAGGUUUUAUUUUGCAGUCUAUUGUGGUGUGACGGUGAGAUAUGUUCGACAUAUGCACACCUGCAUUUGUGCAGACGUAGUUUGAUUUGUACUGAUGUGAGUAAAUUUUGUGUUUAUUUCACUUUUAUUUUUUACCUUUACACCAUUGCUUUUAUUAUGGCUCUCGUCCAGUGAUGGGAGUGGGAGGGACUCCUCUUGUGGGAUCAAUUUUUUUUUUUUUUU
Centropristis striata (black sea bass) is the source of this 2775-nucleotide messenger RNA. It is a transcript of the gene ildr1b, whose product is annotated as immunoglobulin-like domain containing receptor 1b. The transcript has 8 exons. Gene Ontology annotation, cellular component: plasma membrane. The coding region runs from base 213 to 1901 and encodes 562 amino acids. The record is from RefSeq and is a predicted model, not a curated record. Gene Ontology annotation, molecular function: high-density lipoprotein particle receptor activity. NCBI's taxonomy places the organism in Eukaryota, Metazoa, Chordata, Actinopteri, Perciformes, Serranidae.